This is a messenger RNA of Dibothriocephalus latus, 186 nucleotides long. NCBI's taxonomy places the organism in Eukaryota, Metazoa, Platyhelminthes, Cestoda, Diphyllobothriidea, Diphyllobothriidae. The record is from the annotation of a GenBank genome assembly.
GUCCGUGGCAGUGCAUCCGGCGCGGCGAUUGCACCGCCUAGCAGUCUUCUGGAGGACGUGGUUGUAACGCCGGACUCCUCCUCUCUGGCUGCUGCUGCCAGCGGAACUAUGUCAUCCAGCGACUCCACCAAACCCGAAAUUGAUGACGCUGAAGUCAAGGCCAUCGGAGACAAGUUUGGCAUGUGA